This is a messenger RNA of Paramisgurnus dabryanus, 5373 nucleotides long. Lineage: Eukaryota; Metazoa; Chordata; Actinopteri; Cypriniformes; Cobitidae. The record is from RefSeq and is a predicted model, not a curated record.
AUGUGCCACUAAUAAGAAACCGGAGCGUCGUUGAGGACGCAGGAGAGGAGGGCAGAAGCGGGGAAGACGGGGACAAAAAACGACUAGAAAUGCGAUAAAAAAGUAGAGAAGGAGGAGAAAAGGGGCGACAAAUAGCCAACACGUUAAUGGAAGGAUUAUAAUCCACAACUGGAGGGAUUUUUGACGCUCCCCAUGCGGAGAUUUAAGCUCGGCUAACCAUGCAGGGACUGCUGCUGCUUCUGAGUUUGGCGUUGAGUUUUCACAGAGUGCGGACAGCACGGUUCUCUCAGGAGCCUGCCGACCAGUCAGUGGUUUUGGGCCAAAGGGUGGUCCUAUCCUGCGUGGUCUUUAACUAUUCGGGCAUUGUGCAGUGGACCAAGGAUGGACUGGCCUUAGGCAUCGGAGAAGACCUUCGGGCCUGGCCAAGGUAUCGUGUAUUAAGGCUGGUGGAUGUUGGCCAGUAUAAUUUGGAGAUCUCCGCUGCAGAACUCUCCGAUGACUCUCAAUAUGAAUGUCAGGCAACUGAGGCGGCGCUGCGCUCCCGUCGGGCCAAACUUACCGUUCUUAUUCCUCCCGAUGAUCCGGUAAUUGAAGGGUCCCCAGAGAUCCUACUCACAGCAGGAGUCCCCUACAACAUGAGCUGCAUGUCCCGUGGAGCCAAACCCGCCUCCGUUAUAGAGUGGCAGAAAGACGGGCUGCCGAUAGAUGGGGCCUUUAGCACCAGGGAGCUGCUCUCAGACAGAAAACGUGUGACUACACGAAGCUUCCUGCCUGUUCUUCCCAUAGAUACAGAUACAGGCAAGAACUUUACCUGUGUGGCCACCAACCUGGCCGUGCCCAUGGGCAAACGGGCCACCAUCACCCUCAACGUACACCAUCCACCGGUGGUGACGUUAUCCAUUGAGCCUCGCUCUGUACUGGAGGGAGAAAGAGUGACCUUCACAUGCCAAGCUACGGCAAAUCCACCUAUUAUGGGCUACAAGUGGGCAAAGGGAGGGGUGGUCAUACAGGGUGCAAGAGAGAGUGUAUUCGUCACCAAAGCUGACCACUCAUUCUUCACCGAGCCUGUGUCCUGUCAAGUGUUCAAUGCUGUGGGCAGCACCAACGUCAGCAUACUAGUCGACGUCCACUUUGGUCCUAUCUUGGUGGUUGAGCCUAAACCGGUAACAGUGGAUCUAGAUUCAGAUGUUACUUUAAACUGCAAGUGGGCUGGAAAUCCUCCUCUCACACUUACAUGGACAAAAAAGGGUUCAAGCAUGGUGUUGAGUAAUAAUAACCAGCUUUAUCUGAAGUCAGUAAGUCAAGCUGAUGCUGGUCAGUAUGUCUGUAAGGCCAUUGUGCCCAGGAUCGGAGUGGGAGAGACAGAAGUCACACUCACUGUUAAUGGACCACCUAUUAUCUCAAGUGAACCAGUCCAGUAUGCAGUUCGAGGAGAAAGGGGAGAAGUCAAGUGUUUUAUUGCCAGCACCCCUCCCCCAGACAAAAUUGUGUGGGCCUGGAAGGAGAAUGUGUGGGAAAAGGAGAAAGGGACCCUGUCCGAGCGAUACACAGUGGAACAAAGCAAACUGACCACUCAGGGUGGAGCGGUUCUGUCCACAUUAAGCAUCAACAACGUCAUGGAGUCAGACUUUCAGUCUACAUACAACUGCACUGCAUGGAAUUCAUUCGGACCUGGGACCAUGAUCAUCAUGCUGGAAGAGGCUACAGAAAUAGUGCCAGUGGGAAUUAUUGCAGGUGGCACUGUAGGCUGUUUCAUUCUGCUUCUCCUGUGUUUACUAGCACUUGUGCUGUUUCUAUACAGGCAACGCAAAGGAAGUCGUCGAGGGGUCACACUCGGUAAGCCAGAUAUCAAGGUAGAGACCAUAAACAAAGAGACCCACAGCCUGGAGGAAGACUCGGCCAGCGUCUCCACGGCGACACGCAUGGUUAAAGCCAUGUACUCUUUUUUACCUUCUGUGACCCUCUCUCCUUCCUCCCAGCCUUUUAAAGAUGACAUAGACCUCAAACAGGAGCUGCGCAGUGACACGCUGGACACACGCCAGGACUAUGAGCUCAAGGACCCAACAAACGGCUACUACAACGUGCGAGCUUCCACACAUGAUGAGGGACGUCCAGCCUCCCGAUCCAUGCACUACUCAGACUAUCGCACCUCGACCCAGCCAGGGGGCGCUGCAGUUGUAAGCAGCAGCUCAGGAGCUCCUGGAGCAACUGCAGGUCCAGGAACACCGAGCAGCUUGGCCCCAGGGUCGCGAGUGGGCUGCUAUGAUCCACGCCCCCCCUCCAGACUCUCGCACAACAGCUACGCCCAGUUUAACACCUUCACCCGCCCGGGGCAGUCUCAGCAGCCCCCACCCAGUUCCGGUCCGCAGACUAGCGACUUUCCCCCUGACUGCAGCCUCUUGGACUCUACCCCUCAGCUAGGAUACGAAAAUUACGGCUACCCGUCACACUAUCCGACUUUUCGGAUGGGUUUCGCUCCACCCAGCCUCGCCCCGUUGGAAGGUGGGCCGGCGUACGAGAUGUACGGCGUGGGGCCGAGCGUAGGAGCUGGAGGCAGUACAGGAACCCCGGAGACUGGACUCGGGAAAUACGGAAGUUCCACGCGGUUCUCCUACACUUCCCAGCAUUCCGAUUAUUCCCACCGACACACACAGAGGAUGCAAACACACGUGUAAGGGAGAAGUGUCACGAUUUCAUAACGUCGAUAAGUUACGGUAUGCCCGGGUCGGCCAUAUAAGUACACACACUCACGGUCACGCGUACACAGAUACACAGAUAAUGAACGAACAUGGAGGGCGAAUGAAACUGAUAACGUUUAGCGUUAACAGAGAUGAAGAAAUGAGAAUGGGAAAUAAUUUUUUCAGUCUUUGCGUUUGUUUCCCAGCUCCAGGAGCUGAUAGCGAAAGUCACAAUCAGGAGAGAUUGGAGUCAAAGAAAAGAUCAAAGAUCUUUAUAAAGUUUGAUAAAUUGCGAAUGCUCUGAAAAAGCAUUAUUAAACAGUAAUUCAUGAGAAAUGAAGGGCGCCUGUUAGGCUAAUAGUCUGACAGUUGUUGUUGGUUUUUUUCCAGAGAUGAUCAUGUGAUAUACAUGUAUGAAAUCUCUUGAAUGGCUUCUUCAAUUUCUCCCCUUAUGCUUAUGACAGCCAAAACAUAACAUUUUAUGACAAACUGCACAAUGUACAGCGGCGUCCAAAAGUCCAAAACCAUUAACAUGCUGUCAUUACAGCAAAAGAGGGACAUUUACAAUACAAAGAACUUCAUUUUUGAGUGCAACUUUGUUAUGCUGACAAUAUUUGUAAUGAAAAGAGUCUAGUCUACGUAUCCCAACCAUCUUCAUGAGUUUGACAAGGAAAAUGAAGAGCACAUGAGCUACAGGAGUAGUCAAUACUCUUGGUAACCAAAGCAUAUGGAGGUGUUUCAUGACAAAAGCAUUUACUCUUAUCGAUCCACGUCAAUCAGCAUCUAGCCGGAUGUCCGGCUUGCUGAGCUACCUCGAUAAACAGGUUCCUAACCUUACAAUGUUAGAAUAAUCCAUUAGCGGGGCAGCAAGGUUCUCGAUCCUCCCCAAGGAAAGAGGCAAAUCCGACCCGAUUUAGUAAAGCACUUUCUUAAAUUGCAAUAAAACACAUUACCCUUUAAAUUUCAAAACGUUAUGACGGAGACCACUUGAGGAAGCCACUUAACAGUUUUCAGACAUGGUCGAUGACAGCCAUUUAGUUUGCUAUCGUACAACUAGAACAAUGAAUUAUAUAUAAAACGAUAUAUAUAUAUAUAUACAUAUACAAGAAUGCCCCACUCUUUUCCAUGGUGCUUUUGUAGUGGGGCCAUUGUUUGCACUGCAUUCCAGUAUUCUAGCUUAGAUUUCCCUCAUAAUCGAUAUGUAAUCUCUCAUUUGCACACUAGGCUAGAGCAUAUGUUUCGAAUAUUACCGAAAAUCUUUUUGCUUCAUAUUUCUGUAAGUGAUUCUGGACCAAAGGUUCAACGUUAGAGUAUCAGUCUUUAUUUAGGUGAUAUUCACCUCAACGAACAAGAAAAUAUGCAGAUUUGUUUGUUAUUGUUGUUUGCGAAUUUAUUAGGUCGCCAGAGGGUUGGGAAUGACAGAUGUAUGAUCCAGCCUUAGGUAACUCCGAACUCACCCUUACUGAUCUGAGAUCAGGCUGCUAUCACAUUCGUCUUAAAGAGAUGAUGAGGAUCAAAUCGGAAAGAAUUAUUUGAGAGUGUCUGGGAGUGAAUUAUGUCUUGUAACCCAAAUGCAUUCAAGAUUGCAGGCUCUUUCAAUCACUUACUCACACAAACACACACCUGAUAUUUGUGCCAAACGCAGACAAACUAACUUGUGAGUAUUUUCCGCCAAUUAAAAAAAAAUAAUACUACCUUAUGGGGACCAGAGAUGGUCUUUGGCUACGAACUGUUUUCAACAGAUUUUGAAGGAUGCCAUUAUUAAAGCAAUGAGGAUCAUCAGAACAAGAGGAUGAAGACAAUCUCUCACAAGUAGUUCUUGGAACAGUGAGGUCACAACGACUAGUUUUUGUCUUCGUCUGCAUUUCGAUACUUUGUAAACAAAUGAGCCCUGUAAAUACUUUCCAGUGUGUAAUUCCAACUUAAAGUAUUAUUUUACUUCAUCCGAUGUGAUGCACUCUUUAAAUGCAGUAUUGUUAUGUUUUCAAUUGUGCAAAGAUAAUGGACAAACAUCAUGGAGGUACUUUCGGACUCGGUACGGUACAAAGAGUGGCGCGUAGCUCGGCUGAGUGCAGGCAAGAGCGAUUCAGAGGUAUCCAAAAACUGACUGAGCUGCCAAUCACUCAGCCUUGAUACUGGAUGUUUAUUACGUGUGUGAUGGCAGGGGAGAAUCCUGUGGCGCAACCCACCGGACAGUAUUUGCAUCCCCCCCAUCUAAGAACUUGAAAGAAACAUGAAGGGGUACAUAAACUUCAAAAAGAGUGGCCUUAGGAAACAUGACUUUUAUAUUCCCUCACUUUAUAAACCGGCUAAAGGCCAGAGCAGUGUGUGUAGAGUUUCAAACAAGAUAUGUGAGUUUUGUGUGAAUGAGCGAGCGAGUGAGCGCGUGUGUGAAUGCAAAUGAGUGAGUAUAUGAAAAUCUUUAUGUAAUCUGUUCAUUUACUUAUCUCACGUUUCCUGCUCCAAUACUUUUCUUCUGCUGGUAGGAGUGUGUAUCCUGUAUAAUUGUGUCUUAGAAAAUAAACGUUGACCUUACUGUACUGUUCUUGGUAGCUGAAAAAUGAUGACAGAUGUACAACAAAAGUUAUUGUUUUUUAUUUCCUUUUGAUUUUUUCCCCAAUAUUUUUUAAAAAUGUUACGUAAUUAUUUUUUCACAGUAUAUCAGAAAUAAAAGCACUGUUUUUCUAAGAAUCAA